CCAACAUCAAAACUUGUAUUUAACGUACACAAUUAAACAAUUUUCAUCCAAUUUUUCGAUUCUUUUCCGCUAUUCUCAGGUUCACAUUACUUGUUGCUCUCUUCAAAGCAAAAAAUGGCGUCGGCGAACAAAGAGAUGGCUGUCUACUGUUUCGACACUUUGGUCUCUCACUACAACAACGAAGAGACUCCCCCACCUUCCUUUGAAGAGGCGAAUCAUCCAUUGUUUGUCACCUGGAAGAAAAUAGUGAAUGGUGGGGAGCCUCGAUUGCGUGGAUGUAUUGGUACACUGGAAGCACGCCGCUUGAUAAGUGGCUUCAAGGAUUAUGCCUUGACAAGUGCCCUGAGGGAUCGUAGGUUCCCACCAAUACAGCCCAAAGAACUGCCAUUUCUGCAAUGUACCGUGUCUGUCCUGACUGAUUAUGAAACUGCAGAGGACUAUCUUGAUUGGGAGGUAGGAAAGCAUGGUAUAAUCAUUGAGUUCACCGAACCUGUGACUAACACAAAGCGAAGCGCCACAUAUUUGCCUGAGGUGCCAGCGCAAGAAGGGUGGACAAAGAUAGAGGCAAUAGAUUCACUGGUGCGUAAAGCAGGUUACAAUGGGGAAAUAACGGAAACAGUGCGUAGGCGAAUCCAUCUAACGCGAUACCAGAGCACAUUGUUCACCAUGCAUUAUAGCGAAUACCUCUCGUACGUGAAGGCUACAAGAGGCGUUGUCCCGGCUAUUAAUGGGACCAACAAGUCCUGAUUUUGCACCCAUUAAAUGCAGAUUGGUGCGUGAUUGAUUCUGUUUGGCUGCUCCUAAUUUAUCCUUUGUAUUUGUGAUUCGAAAUUGUCUGGCUCUGAUAAAAAGAAGCCUUCUUCAACUAGAGAGGCUUGACUUGGCUGUUUCACAUUUGUAACAUUAAUUAAAAAUCAAAGGAACCCACUUUGAUCCU
This is a messenger RNA of Eutrema salsugineum, 937 nucleotides long. RefSeq lists its product as uncharacterized. The coding region runs from base 115 to 747 and encodes 210 amino acids. NCBI's taxonomy places the organism in Eukaryota, Viridiplantae, Streptophyta, Magnoliopsida, Brassicales, Brassicaceae. The transcript is spliced from 6 exons. The record is from RefSeq and is a predicted model, not a curated record.